AUGAAAAAACCUUUUUUUAUUUCAUACAAGCCUUACCAUUGCACUUUUUUUUUGAAUUUACAUUAUGCUUUUCAACAAUCAAUUCGUUCUUAUACAUCUGCAUCUGAAUUUAAACCGAGUACGUUUUUUAGAACAACUUCACCUAUUCUUUUAGAGAAUCAAGAAUUAAACAAUACUCGUCAUGUUCUUGAGAAAGCUUUAAAGUCACAUAAAAAAAACGAAUUGCUCAUUAAAUGCACAGAAUUUGAUGCAACUGGCUGCGUAAAGGUUGUAUCAGGUGAAUUUAAAAAAACAGAUCUUUGUCUUAAGCAUGGAUUGUUGCCUCGUGAUCUGAGAAAGAUCGAUACAGGUAUUCAAUCACUUAUACCAUCUAUUUUAGUACGCAAAAACUCUAUUCUUAUUAAUUUGUUACAUAUUCGAGCACUUCUUAAAGCAGAUGCUGUACUAUUAUUUAACGCAUAUGGGAGCACGGAUACACAUACGCAGAGCGUAUUUAUGUAUGAUUUAGAAGGUAAACUUCGUCAAGGAAAUAAAGCAGCAGGUGGAUUACCGUAUGAAUUUAGAGCACUAGAAGCGAUUCUUAUUAGUGUUUCUACAGCAUUGGAUGAAGAAAUGAAAUUUUUGAAUUCUUUGGUAAAAGAUGUGUUAUUAAGACUUGAAGAAGAUGUCCAUCAUCAGCAUAUUAGAAAUUUACUUACAUAUUCAAAAAAAGUAACAGCUUUUGAACAAAAGGUAACCUUAAUACGAAAUGCACUAAAUGAGAUUUUGGAUCAAGAUGAGGAUUUAGCGGCUAUGUAUCUUACAGAAAAACAUCAAGGAAAAAUACGUCCGCUUGAUCAACAUGAUGAAAUAGAACUACUUCUUGAAUCAUAUUUGAAACAGACAGAUGAAAUUGUUCAAUCUGUAAAUAAUUUAGUUUCUAAUAUUAAAAAUACUGAAGAAAUCGUAAAUAUUAUUCUUGAUACAAACCGAAAUACAUUGAUGCAGAUGGAGUUAAAGAUAUCCAUAUUAACACUUGCUACUAGUUCGGGUGCUAUUAUUACUGGAUUAUUAGGUAUGAAUUUAAAAAAUUUCAUGGAACAUUGGCCAUACGCAUUUGCUAUAAUAUCUUCUCUUGCUCUUGCUAUAGCUACAAUCGUUGGAACUCUUGGUUUAAAAAAAAUUAAAAAAAUUCAAAGACUUUCUUUAUGGGGAAAAGAACAAAAGUUUAUUAAAUAUAGACGAUAG
This is a messenger RNA of Pneumocystis murina B123, 1227 nucleotides long. RefSeq lists its product as hypothetical. The transcript is spliced from 7 exons. Gene Ontology annotation, biological process: mitochondrial magnesium ion transmembrane transport. Lineage: Eukaryota; Fungi; Ascomycota; Pneumocystomycetes; Pneumocystales; Pneumocystaceae. The record is from RefSeq and is a predicted model, not a curated record. Gene Ontology annotation, cellular component: mitochondrial inner membrane. Bases 1 to 1227 code for a protein of 408 amino acids. Gene Ontology annotation, molecular function: magnesium ion transmembrane transporter activity.